GUAGCUCUUUGCUAUCUCGAGUGAUCUGUAUUUAUUCAGCACAUCUCCACCACCUAGCUACCUAGUCAACUACACAACUUCCAUCUAUCCAAAGUAUCUUUUUUCUAACCUCGAGUAUCCUCAAUUGCAUAUAAAAUGAGCUCUCUAACAAAAGUCGUCAACGGCAAGGUCGUCACCAACACCAAUGUCAAACCUCCAACUGGAUGGACAGUCAACUACGAAGACUUUGGCAGUGAAACUGAAUGGGGCGAAGAUGGAGAGGUCGCUGAUCUUGUCAGCGCUUAUGGCAUUUCCGGACAGGUCAAGCCGCUCUUCAGGACCCGGUACAGCAGCAACGAGGUCAUUUUUGUAAUUGAGAUCAACGAGCAGGAUUACAUAUACAAUGGUGAGAGUGGAUGGGUACAGCGAAUUGUCACGCCGACGGAUUUGAACGAGAUAGUGGAGUUUAUCAAUGAGCAGGGAUGGUUCCGGCUGGAGACCGAGAAUCUCGGUUGAUGAUCGAAGUCGUGCAUUGUAUGGAAUCUAUAUUGUAGUCAUAUUUGUACAGCUAUUACUCUCGGGCAGGGAGGUGCAUUGUCAGUGAUUGCAGUAUUUUAUGGCAAG
Messenger RNA from Fusarium oxysporum Fo47, 603 nucleotides. RefSeq lists its product as uncharacterized. Bases 136 to 495 code for a protein of 119 amino acids. Lineage: Eukaryota; Fungi; Ascomycota; Sordariomycetes; Hypocreales; Nectriaceae. The record is from RefSeq and is a predicted model, not a curated record. The transcript has 2 exons.